Cylicocyclus nassatus is the source of this 802-nucleotide messenger RNA. The record is from the annotation of a GenBank genome assembly. NCBI's taxonomy places the organism in Eukaryota, Metazoa, Nematoda, Chromadorea, Rhabditida, Strongylidae.
AGGAUAAGGCGAGCAUUUGUAAUUUAUGAAGUGUCGAACGAAGAUGUUUCAAAUAUUUGUCUUCACUACCAUGUGCUGCUUUGUAGCCCACGGUCAGUCCACGGCAUGCAUGAACGCUAAGGGAAAGUACACAGAGAAGGCGUUCGCUUGCGAGGACAAACUGUCAGAAGAGAGCUGCGAAGCACUUUACCCUUUACCCUCAAGUGGGACAGAGCCAACUGUUGGCGGAAAUCAGUCUAGACCUGAUGCUUGUUGGUCGAAGGGUAGUGAUGGACAAACACUAGAUAAUAAAGUUGUCAAGACUGCUGCGAGUUUGUGCCCAAAGAGAUGUGCAUUAUGCUGCAAGUCAGCGGCGUUUGACUGUGAAGAUGACAACAGUCUUGACUGCUCCAAAGCGAAACAGUAUUGCAAGAACUCAGUAAUGAAAGCCGAGCUGGAUCUGGCAAACAAGUGUCCGAAAACGUGUGGAUUGUGCGAGGAGAAAAAUGCAGGAUGUACGGAUUCAAUGGCAGACUGUGACAAAUCCCUGUGCUAUUAUCCGGGUUUUGCGGAUGUAAUGAAGAAACAGUGCAAGAAAACAUGCGGUUUCUGUGAUGAAACAGCCACCACUACUCAAAAACCAGUUACCACUACUCAAAAUGGAACUGUUCCUACUUCCGCUUCAACGGAAGCCACCACAACUAUCCCUUGUGGAGCAGACUCGAGAUGUGCGAUAUGGAAGGAGAAUGGGUUCUGUGGUAAUAGCUUCUAUAAUUAUGAGUACAAGAAGAAAUUCUGUGGCCAAGUUUGCAAUAUAUGUUGA